CACAGGGAAAGAGAGAACGGGCGAGAGAUACAGUAACAUCUCGCUUCGCUGAAAGGAUAACCUCCUAUUUGCUCAUUCCAGUUACACACGCUCUCUCGCUCUCUCUCUCUCUCUCUCUCGUGCCUUUUCAGUCCAACGCACACAAGCUUCCGAUGUUCAAGGGGGCAGAAGGCAUUCCGUGGAUUCAGGGUAUCCAGUGAAGAGAAAGAGAAGCGGAGAUGGAGCCUCUAAAGACACUGGGAAGGAUGCAAAGAAAUGCCAGGUUUUCUUAAAGAAGGAGAUGCUCAAGGAAAGGUGGAGGGAGCAAAUGGGGGGAAUAGAAAGCAAAGAAAAUGAGAUAGAAGAGGAGACACUGGGGUGAGUGGACAAGAUCAGCAGUGAAAGUACUGAGACAUGUGAGAGAGCCCUGACCUCUUCUGUUCACUUGCUGGGGGGACUCAUCCCCGCUCCACCUUCCAGUCCAGCUCAAGCCAGGACAGGAGACAAGACUAGAAAAGAGGCGAGAAAAGGGACUCUGUCAUUUUCAUCCCUUAUUCAGGUUCAGCGGGCAGCUGACGGCUUACUAUCAUUUUCUGGGAGACGAAGCCAUAAGAAUGGAGAAAUAGAAGUGAAGGAAGAAGAGGAAGCAAGAAGACGUAGCUAGCAGAAUGAUGCAUUGUGGGAAAACGCAUGGCUGUGCGAUACAUGUUCACACGUUCUGCUCUCGGUACAAUACAAGGUAGCCAAAUGAAUGGAAUCAUGGUGGUCAGAAUUUGUUUAUCUCAAGUGCUUUUACAUAAAACUCAGAGAAUGGCUACAUAAUUGUCUUUUUUCAUGUUCAUAAGAACCAUGAAUGAAAUCUAUGGAACUAUAUCGCAGAUGAAUUUGGCUGAGAACAAAUAAAUGUAAACAGAGGAAAUAUUUAAAUAAUUAAUAUGCUUCUUCAUCUUUGGCUGUUGAAUUAUCUCAUCACCGGCAAAGCUAUUCACUUUAGCUCUAUGUCACAGUGCUGUGUUUUAGACAGUAGAGCAUAGAGAUAUGGUCAGCAAGGAGCCAAGUCAUCUGCCAACCACCAAUAGCAGCAGCAGCAACAACAACCUGGAGAAAGUGGUGACCGUGCGCUCUGUCCUGCUGAACCGUGACUCUCCGGACAUCGAGACGCGGCUCAAACGCCGGCGGAACCGCACCCAGCAGGUUCGCUUCAAAGAUCUCGAAGAUGGGGGGCCUGAAUGCUCAGGGAGAUGCUGGUCCCUGGCGGAGCGGGGCAGUCCACACCCUAACCGCAGAUGCCCUGUCGUUGUCUCCUUAUCUCCCAGUAAGGAGCGAUGUGAGAGAGAUGUGAGGAGGGAGUUGACUGCAAAUGGUGGCUCGGUGGUAGGGGUGGUUAGGGGAGACAUGGCAAAGACUAUUGGGGCAGUUGCAGCCAGUUUGGCCAAGGCACCCCCACAUCCUCUGACGCCAGGACCCACACGCCGUGUGUGGGCUCCCUCAUGCCCCAGAUCCCUCACCUUGCCUAGCUCUCCACGUGCCUGUAUGAGCACAGCCAUCCAGACCUCCCCGAGCCUGCAGAAGCCCUUGCCAUUCUCUGUGCUCCAAACCCGCAGCCAUAGUCUUGGGGACUUUGUGGAUGGGGAAGUCCAGGAAGAUUGGCUGGGUAAAAAGACACUCUCCCAGAACCAUGUGCUUAACUCAGGGGCUGCUCAGGAUGACUCAUUCAGUUACUUUCCAAAACAUCUUGAAGAUGAUGGGCUUUUAGCUGAAGCCCAUGGCACGUGCCCACUGAACUCCAGCCCAGGUCAAAUAGUAGAGUGGCACUCUUCCUGCUCUCCAACAUCUACUAUGAGAGCCUCUAAUGGACCUGACCUUCUUGCUUCAUCACCCCUCAAAAGCCAUGCACUGAGAGAGCCUAACAAACUACAGCCAACCUGUACCACAGCUCCUGAGUUUGGACAAUCCAGUGCUCUUAUUUCUGAGACUAGAAAACGUAGCUCAGAUCAGAGUGGGCCAUUGGACAUUGCUGUUCCACAUGCUGGAGUGAAUGGAACUUCCAUUUCCACAGCUAUAUCAACCACGACUUACAUUUCAGAAACUGGAUUGACAAGCAUCCCUCUUCCUCAAUCUGAGCCAUCCUCUUCCUCAAAUGCUGAAACGCCAGUAUCCAUCUCCUCUCCCUGCAAAACUUCCCAAACUUGUACCUCAGUCCAUCACACUGUGCCCCCAAAUACUUUGCCAUCUAGAAUAAGCCCUCUGUAUCUCCCAACAGUUCCAAUGGCAGUACCUUUUAGCUUCCCUGCAAGGCCUACAUUUACCACUCAGGACACAGGGAGGGGUGAGGAACAGGAAAGAGGGAAGAGAAGAGAACUUCCUUUGCCUCCUCCACCUCCACCCCCUCCACCUUACACCCCACGCCGAGAUGGGCACAGCCCCCAAGGACUAAACAACAGACCAACCACAACCAACUGUGGUAGUGAACAUGAGAAGAAGCCAAAAGCACCAGCAUAUUUUUCAGAAGGUGCACACAUGCACCCAAAAGAGGCCAGGUACCCUCUAGGACAGGAUCCCAAAGCUUCCCCAGCUGGGCCAGCCCAAGGUACACCUUACCACCGCCAACCCACGUUUGGGGAUGUCUGCACAUCCUGUGCUAAGACCUACGUUAGAUCUCCCAGUACAACGAAUGACUUGCGCUGGCAGCUUAUGGGCCAACUGGCUCCCUCGGGCCCCUGGAUGCCGACACUCAACCGCAUUAGUGACACCCCUUUGACCCCUGACCAGGCCGAGACACUGAAGCAUGUGCAGGAGUUGCUGGGAGGGUUGAUGUCAGGUGCAUGCAGCAAAUUGCAGCUGUCCGAGGCCCGAGAGAAACUGCUCGGGCCCCAAGGGGCCCUCCACAAUGUCAGGGGCCUGCAGACACAACUGCAGAGCUUGGAAGGAAUUCUGGAGAUGAGUCAGAACACUAUCAAGGUUCUGCUGGAUGUCAUCCAGGAUCUGGAGAAGAAAGAGGCAGAGAGAGAUGGGAGCAGUCCAGAUGGAUCCUGCCAAAACCAUCGUGGCAUCCGUGGACCAAGAAGGAGCUGCAAAGAAUUCUGGAUUUUGCCAGUUUUUAUUGGCAAUUUAUCUGUAAUUUUAGUUCUCUCGCAACUUACGGUUCUCAUCCAUUCUCCCCACUGGCUGAAUGUCUUGAACCAUAAAGUCCAAGCCACCUUCAGCGGCAGAAACAGCACAGUGGUACACCACUCAAGUUACAACCAUGUGCCUUCUACUCCCCUAAGUUAUCCAACACAAACAAAAUUAUGAUGUGCUGGCCAUUACGUAGCUUGAGGGUAUAAAACACGCUUUACAGGUUCUCACCAACAUUUAUACCACCAAAUGCCAUCGUUUGGUGGGCCACGUUUUUGCAUGAUUUACAUUUAAAGUUACUUAUUGGCCAGAAGAAAAAGAUUCCAAAAUGGAGGACUUCUUGCAGAGAAUUGUAUCAGACAAGCCCCCUACAUCAAGUGACAUCAUCGUCCUACAGGCCUGCUUCAAAGCCUGUAGUCAGAUACCUGGGGUCAGAUAUCAGCAACUAUGUUUCCUUCUUCAUCCUACCUCAUUCCUCCUCUCUGUACCCAAUCCAAGGCCACCUGUGCACUGCUGACUGGCAGAUUCCAGCCCUUCCCCAAACCUCAGUGCCCUUAGUCACAUUUGGUAUCUCGGGGCUAACAGUAAUCUUUGUUGCCAUCACCAGGUUCUCAAAAAUGUGGCAACUAAUUCCUCAGUUAAGUUACCCUCUGCUCUUCAAUUAGCAGAGAUUAUCUCUACCUAUCUCUUCAUGCUCCAGACUGCUUGAUUUCUCUUGAAUAGUUUGUUCCAUCUUUUGGUGUUCCCAGCUUUUACUGCUGCCCCAAUACAAAACAAGAUAAAGGACAGUUGCUACCACUAUAGACUGGUAAAAAGUCUGUAGCAUCCCACAUAUAACAGAAGACCUAAGCCUUUUCAGGAAAUACAAUUGGCUCUGCUCCUUCUGGUUCAGAGUGUCUGGAUCUGUGCCCCACCCCAGUUUACUGUCCAGAUGUACCCCUACAUGUAGGUACUUGUUGGUUUGAACAACUUCAACUCCUUAGUCUUGGUGAUGUUUAAGUGGAGGUCAUUCUGCUGAUCCCACUUGACAAAGGCAUCCACCAGCUUCCUGUUUUCUGUAUUUUCCCUCUCACUAAUAUACCCCACAAUAUCAGCGUCAUCUGAAAAAUUCUGUAGAUGAAAAGCCGUGUUUAAGAGGAAAAACAGGAAUGGAGCAAGGACUGUUCCCUGUGGGACACCUAUGCUCCACCCAGUUAGUCUCUGCAGACCUUGAGAACUCCGGUGCUGAUUCCACCAGGGUCAGCUGCCUUCUCCAUAUGAAAUCUCCUCAGCUGUGUCUUAACCUGGUCAAUUGUGAUGGAAAAGGGUGGUGAAGAGGGGGAUGUAGUCAGAGAUAGCUCCUGAGAAGAGGUGAGCAACUUGUAGUGUGUCACCAUCUUUUACCUAAAGAAUGGCCUUUGGGCUUAGCGAUGAGCUAUUUCAAACUAAAAACUGCUUAUUUUUGAAUUAACAGUCAUAGCUUGGGUUAUAUCUAAGCAACAUGUUUAAUCAAUAGCUGAAGAAAUGAGUUUAUGGUUUUUAAACAUGAAGAUAAUGUGUUUAAAUACAAACAUGUAAGCCAAAUAUAAGCCAAACAGGUUGUCAGACGCUUAACUGUAAAGUGCACACAUGGUGCGAGAGUUACACAGGCUAAGAACGCACAAAAUGACAUGGGCAAACAUAUGGAUGACAACAGGUAAAUGCAACCAUUAACGACAACAUUAAUACAACAAGGGCUAUUUACAAUUGCAUGCUGGAACAUGCACCCCGCCGGUGCUACAAUAUUUAUAUUUUAUUUAUUUUAGCAGACACUUUUAUUAAAAGCAACCUACAUUUUUAAGAAAUCAGGGACAGCCGGUCCCUAGAGCAAUUGGGGGUUAAGAGCUUUGCUCAGGAGCUCAACAGUGACAUCACUCUGCCAAGGCUGGAAUUCCAACCAGCCAUCUGCUGUUCGCAGACAUUGAAUCCUAACCCAUUGAGCCACACGCAAUCGCCAAACAAAAAGUAAUUCAAUUUCAAAGGCAUUAUGACCCUUAAUUUUAUUUGGUACUUUUAACAAUACAAAGUAUUAUUAAUCCUACAAGAAUUGAAUGUUUUCAAAGUAACACAAGCAAAUAAUCCAAUGAGUCUACAGAGCUAGCUGCAAAAAACACAAAAUUAUUUAAUGUGUAAAGGGAAACAGUCUGAUAAAUGAUGGUGGCAUAUUCCAGACACAGAUAGAUUGCGUUGGCAAAGAGGAAAAGCCCCCCCAGAAGUACAGUUGGGGACUCAACAGGAUAGUCGCUAAAUCCCACAAAAGUACAGUCUCACAAUUUUUUUUGAAUUUUCAUUAAAUAAAUUAUGACAAAGUGGAAUCUGCUAUUCAAUUUAAUCCCAAGGUGCUUUACAUGCGUGUGUUGUAAUACAUUCUUACAUCAUUUAUACAGAAUAAUUCAAAAACAAGGAAAAGUGAAGACAAAGGAAUGAAAACUCAUUCUAAAUGCCCAUUCUAAAUGCUUAGGCAUCAAUAUGGAGUUAGUCCCACCUUUGGCAAUUGAUAUCGAAUCAAUACCAGCUGCUACUCUUCUCAGAGGGAUUUCCACAAGAUUUUGGAGUGUUUUUGUGGGAAUUUUCGCCGAUUCAUCCAGAAGAACGUUUGUGAGGUCCGGCACUGAUGUUGGACGUGAAGGUCAGUCUUCAUUCUAGUUCAUCCCAAAGGUGUUCGAUGGGGUUGAGGUCAGGGAUCUGUGCAAGCCAGUCAAGUUCUUCCACAUCAAACUGACCUAACCAUGUCUUUCUGGACCUUGCUUUGUGCACUGGAACAGAAAAGUUCCUUCCUUCCCCAAAUUAUCACCAGAAAGUUGGAAGCAUGGAAAUGUCCAAAAUGUCUUGGUAUGCUGAAGCAUUAAGAGUUCCAAGACCUAAGGGGUCUAACCCAAGCCCAGAAUUAGAACCCCAUGCCAUUAUCCCUCCUUCACCAAACUUUACAGUUGGCACAAUGCAGUCAGGCAGGUAAUGUUCUACUAGCAUCUGCCAAACCCAGACUCAUCCAUCAGAUUGCCAGACAGAGAAGUGUGAUUCGUCACUCAACAGAACAAGUUUCCACUGCUCCAGAGUCCAAUGGCAGCAUGUUUUACACCACUCCAUCUGAUGCUUGGCAUUGCACUUCAUGAUGUGAGGCUUGAACGCAGCUGCUCAGUCAUGGAAGCCCAUUCCAUGAAACUCCCAGCUCUCAGUUUUUGUGUUGGGGUUAAUGCCAGAGGAAGUUGGAACUCUAUAGUUACUGAGUCAACAGAUUGUUGGCAACAUUUACACACAUGCAUUAGCACUUGGUGAUCCUGCUGUUACUUUGUGUGGUCUGCCGCUUUGUGACUGAGUUACUGUUGUUCCGAAAUGCUUCCACUUUGUAAUAAAACCACUUAAGCUUGACAGUAGAAUGUCUAGCAGGGAAGAAAUUUCAUGAACUGACUUAUUGCAAAAGGUGGCAUGUGAUAACAGUACCACACUUGAAUUCACUGAGUUCUUCAGAAUGACCUGUUCUGUCGCAAAUGUUUGUAAACUUUACUGCAUGGCUAUGUGAUUGAUUUUAUGCACCCGUGGCAAUAGGUCUGAAUGAAACACUAAAUUCCGUGAUUAAAAGGUAUGUCCCAAAACUUUUGUUCACAUAGUACAGAAAACACAAUUGCACUAUAUAUUAUACUUCGUUUUUCCACAUAACUAUCUAUUAGUGUAUAACUGAAAAACAUUAAACAUUUAUAGGUUUGUAUAUGAACAUGGAAUUCAUAUAUUUGGCUUACGCUGCACUUCAGUUGUGAAAAAUUGCCUCCAGCUACUGCAAGUGUUUAUUAUCUGUAUUUUCUUUCCUUAUUUUUGCAGUACUCUGGUAGUUAUACAUUUGAAGGUCCUCUUAUUCAAACAAUUUAGGAAAGGAAACAAAUACUAAAUUUCUUGUGGCAAAUACCCACCUGGCUGCCCUGCUCUGACUUGGCUGUAAUAGGGGCAGUAAUGACUGCAACGAAAAUAUAUCUGCAUAAUGAAAGCAAGGUCCAGAACGUAGAAAUCCAGAUCAGGAUUUUGUUUCAACCAACCGGUGGAGUACUCUGUACAGUAACUGUGACUCUUUAUGCUCAACUGGUUGGUUGAAACGAAAUCACGGUCUGGAUUUGUGCUUCCUGGACCUGAAAUUUCCACCUCUGAUGAUAGGUCUCUGAGAAUUCCAGGAGUUCUUUGCUGCCUUUGACAUGAAUUUUUAGUCUCUAUAUUCAAUAUAAUGUAUAUAAGCCUGGGCGGGAAAAUAUAAUAACUCACUACAAUUAGUGUGCACACAGGACACCUGAGAGCAGAAGGGAAAAUGCGCAAUGAGUCUCUUUCACCGAACAAUUAAUUGACCAAACAAAUUAUGGCGUGUGGCAGGAAAAUGUUGGGGGACAGCAAGAAAAACAUGGCUUAUGAGUACGCACCGGCUGAAGGCAGAGAAUGAACAAUUCCGCAGUUUUCUAGAAGGAAUGCUAAGGAAACAUGUUUCUCGUGACUUUCGGGAAGGUGGCCCUAGUUUAGACAGAGGCUGAUUGCAGGAAUACGGAGGGAGUGCUUGGCAUACAGUGCUCCUCAAGGAGACGAGACUUACUGAGAACGGAUGGCUUUACUGAAACAGCCCUGUAUGGCUGGCAAUUGCCGAUGCACUGAGUGGCACUGAAGAAGCAAGACAGCACACAUACUUACAGUAUUGGAGUGCUGGGCAGACCAAGGCAUUGCAGCGGUGGAGAAUGAAGACGACAGAGAGUCCGAUUAACACGAAGCUGUUCUGUAAUAACAAGCCCUUAAAAGGGCCACGCAGAUAGCAACAGUUACACGGAGACAAUGAAUGGCAGGGAAACAUGGGGAAGUUACACUAAGGGCGGUGAGGCGCACACACAAUGGGUAAUUGCACAAUGGCUAAGACACCCGAGGAUCAGGUAAGGACCGAGUAUAAGCACAAUUAAGGCACACAUGACAACCAGACAUACAGCGCAACAAGCAUCUACAGUAAGAAAUACAAACAGGCUAUAUAUAAGACAUACAUGGGGCUAUAUACACACAUACAGUACAGUAUAUACACAUGCCGAGACAGGCAUAUACCACUGCGGGCGCUACAGUAUGUACCCGCAGAAAUAUACACCCAUACAAAUGGGCACGAACAAGGCACACGUGCACUUAUACACUGCCCGGCCAAAAAGAAGUCCCCAUUUCAAUUUAUAUCAGCAAAUACUUAACCAAUGACGGGAUCAUUAUUACAGCCCAGAAACGUUAUGCAGCAAUAAAGUGCAGUCAGCUGAUUGCCUGAAUCUACUGGCCAGGUUUCACCUCCAUCCAUCAUCAACCAUUCUUCCCUGUUGGCAUGGGCAUAUUCCAGGACAAGGAUGCCAAGAUUCAUUGGGUUCGAAUUACCAAAGAGUGGUUCAGGGAGCGUGAGGAAUCAUUUUCACGUAUGACUUGGUCACCAGAGAGUUGUGACCUUUUCGUCAUUGAAGGUCUUUGGGAUGCGCUGAAGGGUGGUUCAACUCACUUGUCAAUGCAGGAUCUCGGCGAGAAAUUAAUGCACAAUCUGGAUGAGAAUACAGGGUGAGAUGUUGCAUAAUCCUGUGGAAACAACGUCAUGACCAAUGUGCGCCAUGAUCAAAGCUAAAGACGGUCCAACGAAAAAUUCAACUGGCGACUUUUUUUCUUGGCUUGGCUGAGACUAAUACGCAUCCAUAACUGCAUUUUUAACCUGCCACAGAGAAGCACAGCCAUGGUCACAUCUUCUCAUUAGAACUACCUAUUCAGCAGUCAGUUCGUAUGCUAGUGUUUUUCCUCACCUUGUGUCAUUUCUGUCUCACAGCUAUUUUUGUUUGGGUACAACGCCUUAAUGGGACAGUCUCUGUGUUACUCAAUAUAAGAUAAAUUUAUCCUCAUCAAAUGAUAGCUUUUCAUCCCAGUUGUGUCUGAGUGAAUUAGCAACGCACUCCCAGGCUCAUAUAAUCUCUGUGUGACACCCCCCUGAAGCCCUUUGCAUCUCCAUGCUUUGUUUGUUUGCUUUUCGCCCGUCCCCCAAACAGUGGGUGCUGUUCCUGUCUUACAGGUGACUGGUGGCCUUGUCAGCCAGCAUAGGUGGAGCUAAAUCUGAUGUACGAAAAGCCUG
Molecule: messenger RNA, 9214 nt
Organism: Brienomyrus brachyistius
Lineage: Eukaryota; Metazoa; Chordata; Actinopteri; Osteoglossiformes; Mormyridae
Exons: 3
Coding region: 1018-3273 (751 amino acids)
Biological process (GO): inhibitory postsynaptic potential
Cellular component (GO): postsynaptic density
Source: RefSeq, a predicted model, not a curated record